Molecule: messenger RNA, 1968 nt
Organism: Ipomoea triloba (trilobed morning glory)
Lineage: Eukaryota; Viridiplantae; Streptophyta; Magnoliopsida; Solanales; Convolvulaceae
Exons: 14
Coding region: 236-1618 (460 amino acids)
Source: RefSeq, a predicted model, not a curated record
GUGUUGUAAUGGCGCCCACUGUAUGAAACUUCUCUCUCUGUCCUUUCCCGCAACUUUCACCUUCUUGGAAUUCUUCUUCUCAAACUUGUCUCUAAUUCUUUCGGAACCCUAAAAUUUCCAAUUUCCUUGCACGAAAAUUCACCGUUUCUGUAACUGCGCUACCUUGUAUCCCUAUAUAGACACAUAAAUCUGUGUAUAUAUACAUAUAGAGAGAGAAUUGGGGCCGCCUGCAGCAAUGAGCUGGAGGAGAGUGGCGAAGUCGUUGCAGGCACUGGCAGCGCAUAGCUUGUUGCUCUGCUUCACCCUUUUGCUCGUUCUUAAGCUCGAUCGCAUAAUCUUCUGCUCUUGGUGGAUAGUAUUCUUCCCUUUAUGGCUAUUUCAUGCAGUUGUUGCUCGGGGAAGAUUCUCGCUGCCUGCUCCUGCAAUUCCCCAUGACCGUCAUUGGGCACCAUGCCAUGCUGUUGUGGCAACACCAUUGCUGGUCUCCUUUGAAUUACUUCUGUGUAUCUAUCUUGAGAGCAAAUAUGUCACUCAUUUUCCAGCUGUCAAUUUAAGAAUCGUGUUCCUUCCCUUGCUGGCAUUUGAGAUAAUUAUAUUAAUUGACAAUUUCAGAAUGUGUAAGGCUUUAUUACCCGGAGAUGAUGAAGGCAUUAAUGAUGAGGCAAUCUGGGAGACACUUCCUCACUUCUGGGUUGCAAUCUCCAUGGUGUUCUUUGUAGCUGCUACAGUGUUCACCCUUCUCAAACUUACUGGUGAUGUAGGUGCCUUAGGCUGGUGGGACUUGUUUAUAAACUAUGGUAUUGCCGAGUGCUUUGCAUUUCUUGUCUGCACAAAGUGGACUAACCCCAUGAUUCAUAGAAGUUCUCCUACACGAGAACCAAGUUCUUCUGCGUCUAUUAGAUACCUUGACUGGUUUUCCUCGGAGGACCAAUCUGAAGAUAGAAUGUGCGGCCUGCAGGACAUAGGUGGCCACCUAAUGAAAAUUCCAAUUAUUUGUUUCCAAGUUCUCCUAUGUAUGCGCCUAGAGGGAACACCUGCAGGGGCUAGAUUUAUCCCUCUUCCGGUUCUGUUCUCCCCAAUUUUUGUCCUGCAAGGAGCCGCAGUUUUAUUUUCUCUGUCCAGAUUCAUUGAGAAAAUUGUUCUUUUACUUCGAAGUGGAGCUGUUACAGGAAGAUAUCAACUGUUCUCUUCUAGGCUUCGUGAUUGCUUUGCGUUUAUCCACCAUGGCUCCAGGCUCCUUGGUUGGUGGUCUAUUGAUGAAGCAAAUCGAGAAGAACAGGCCCGACUCUUCUAUGAUGGUGCAUCCGGUUAUAAUACCUUUUCUGGUUAUCCACCUGAAAUAGUGAAGAAAAUGCCCAAGAAGGAUCUUGCCGAAGAGGUUUGGAGACUUCAAGCAGCUCUCGGUGAGCAAACAGAAAUCACAAAGAUAAGCCAACAAGAAUACGAGAGACUCCAAAAUGAAAAAGUCCUUUGUAGGGUUUGCUUCGAGAGAGAGAUUAGUGUAGUUCUCCUUCCGUGUAGACAUCGAAUCCUCUGCAGUGCCUGCUGUGAAAGGUGCAAGAAAUGCCCUAUUUGCCGAGUCAUUGUUGAAGAGCCGUUAUCUGUAUAUGAUGUAUAGCUUUAAUCCGUCAAUUUUUAACUUGGCUUGGAUUGAAGUCCUUGGUAAAUGUAAAAUGUCUCUCAGAUCAUGUGUCUUACCUGGAGCUCUGCACAUACAGUUAACCUAUAUAUAUAUAUAUAGAGAGAGAGAGAGAGAUAGAGUUGCCAGUUUUUCUUACUUUGACUGAACUAACACCAUAGCUGGGGUCAUCUUGAGAUUUCAGUUGCUCUUAUCUUUUAUUUUGCUUGUAAAUCAAUGUGGGUUUUGUUUUUUUAUGAGAAAAGCUGUAAUUAUUUAUAUGUGAAACUUGUUUCAGAAAAAAAAAAAAAAAAUUAUAUGUGAAAUUAAAAUCACCCUUUUCUUUUUAA